AUUCGAUUGACACAUGUCAAAGUUACGUUGCGGUGUGACGAAUUUUUUCGCACGCUUGUCACGCUAAAGUUUUAUCACAAUGAAGCUUUUAACGCAUAAUAUGUUGACUUCGAAAUGUCUGAAAGGCGUUACUGUAGGAUACCCUCUAGCAAUAGUGGCCAAGGAUAUCAAGGUCUCCGAAGUUGAUUUUAAUUCAGAAUUUAUUGCCAGGAUUAUUCCUAAACUAGAUUGGGCAACUCUAUGGAAGGCUGCUGAAAGUAUUGGUCAUGUUGGCGAGUUACCCCAGAACUUGGUUGAGGACUUUGAAGCAAACGAGGACUUUCUAAAAAAAGUUCAUCAUGUCCUUCUAGAAGUUGAGGUCAUUAAUGGAGAUUUACUAUGUCCAGAGUCAGGUAGGAAGUUUCCAAUAAAUGAUGGGAUCCCAAAUAUGUUACUCAAUGAAGAUGAAGUUUAAAAUAUUUAGAGUCUUUAAACAUCUCAAGAAUAUGUGUAACAUUGUACAACGAUAGAAUAUUGAAAUUUAUUCAGGAACCAAAGUCCUUUAUAUGCUGCUUCAAUUUUACCAUUAUUGUAGAUCAAAAUAUGAUAUUUUCAUCAGGGUUUUUCGUAUUUCAAAUUCUUGAUACUUAAUUAGGAAAAAAGUCUAAAUAAUAGUUACCCGUUUUUAGGAGUGGUUUAUAAAAAUUUUUCAUCAUCUGUUAUGUUGAAAGGUAUAUUCUUGCUACAAGCGGUAUAUGUAGUUCUAUAUUGUAGCUGCUUUACAUGUACUCCAUAUAAUUUAUCACUGUAACUACUAUAUGUAAUCUAAUGAACUGAUGUGUUUAAUAGAAUAGAUUUACAGACCAAUAAUGUUAUUUAUUUAUAAUUUUGUAUUACAAAUAUUAAUCGUCUCCUAACAGUUAAAAUGUUGAUGUUAGAUUUCAUAUGUUUGACUUGAGUAACAUGAAAAAAAAAUUUUUGCACUUCAGCAACAUCGAAGUAUUUACAAUGUUGUAUCUCGUUUAUGCCAUAUCAAUAAAAGAAUUCUAAGUUA
Molecule: messenger RNA, 1033 nt
Organism: Athalia rosae (coleseed sawfly)
Lineage: Eukaryota; Metazoa; Arthropoda; Insecta; Hymenoptera; Athaliidae
Gene: Trmt112
Product: multifunctional methyltransferase subunit TRM112-like protein
Exons: 3
Coding region: 80-454 (124 amino acids)
Biological process (GO): tRNA methylation; peptidyl-glutamine methylation; rRNA (guanine-N7)-methylation
Molecular function (GO): protein heterodimerization activity
Source: RefSeq, a predicted model, not a curated record